ACGUGCUGUCCUCUAUGGAGGCUAAUCGUCUCAGUCCAUCAGUAUGGCUGUGCUCCACGGACCUCCAGGCUAACUCCCUUCUCCCUGGUCUCCCACCUCUCCUCCCCAGGGUUUGCCUUUCCAGACUGGGCCUACAAACCCGAGUCGAGCCCCGGCUCGCGACAGAUCCAGCUGUGGCACUUCAUCCUGGAGCUGCUGAGGAAGGAGGAGUACCAUGAUGUCAUCGCCUGGCAGGGGGACUACGGAGAGUUUGUCAUCAAGGACCCUGACGAGGUGGCCCGGUUAUGGGGGGCCCGCAAGUGCAAACCCCAGAUGAACUACGACAAGCUGAGCAGGGCACUCCGGUAAGGAAACUCAAUGACACCAAGCGUGUCCAGCUCCAUGUGCUGUUUACACACGGAUCCUAAUGCACAUGGCUGUCUUAUGGCAGUGAUCCAGGCCCCAGUUACUCUCCAAGCUCGGGCUUAGGRCCCAGAUAUAGGGUUAUUGUUACGUUGUGCACGUCUGCUUGACACAACCAUGUCUCUCACACCUGCCUAAGCUGGCUGUU
This is a messenger RNA of Salvelinus sp. IW2-2015, 550 nucleotides long. Its product is annotated as ETS domain-containing transcription factor ERF-like. The record is from RefSeq and is a predicted model, not a curated record. Gene Ontology annotation, cellular component: nucleus. Gene Ontology annotation, biological process: cell differentiation; regulation of transcription by RNA polymerase II. Gene Ontology annotation, molecular function: sequence-specific DNA binding; DNA-binding transcription factor activity, RNA polymerase II-specific. Lineage: Eukaryota; Metazoa; Chordata; Actinopteri; Salmoniformes; Salmonidae.